AUGAAGUUUAUCAGUGCCUCCAUCAUGCCACUUGAGUCUCUGGGACUGGAGAAACAGCAAGAACAUUCUCAGAAACACAGUUAUUUGCACAAUGAUGCUAUCGAGCAGAAGUGGAGUGAGGACACCGACUGCAAAACUGCCAAGGGAACAGAUGGGAGGAGUGGCCGCUGCAAUUUUAGACCAGUAACAGUGACAGUUGGUGGUCAGCAACAUCUGCUUGGGCUCUAUGACACUGCCGGACAGGAGGACUACAAUCAACUAAGGCCCCUCUCCUAUCCCAACACUGAUGUGUUUCUGAUCUGUUUCUCUGUGGUCAACCCUGCAUCGUAUCACAAUGUCCAGGAGGAAUGGGUGCCCGAACUGAAAGGGUGCAUGCCCCACGUGCCUUAUGUUCUGAUCGGAACGCAGAUUGACCUUCGAGAUGAUCCCAAAACAUUGGCUCGCUUACUGUAUAUGAAAGAGAAGCCCCUAACUUAUGAACAUGGCAUCAAGUUGGCAAAAGAGAUAGGAGCCCAGUGCUACUUGGAGUGCUCAGCUUUGACCCAGAAAGGCCUCAAAGCGGUCUUUGAUGAAGCCAUACUCACCAUCUUUAGUCCCAAGACAAAGAAGAAGCCUUGUGCCAAAGGUUGCAAGGGCUGUUGUACCAUCGUAUGACAACACCAGGGAUCAAAAUGUAGAACUGUACUGGCGUUUCAGUCCAAUCCAACCCAUCCACCAUCCCUUCCACACCUGUGACAGAGGCUAAGAGGCUCCUCAGAGUCUAUGACUUCUCUGAACCACAACCUCAUGGCCUUCUUACAUCUUAACUUGCUUGUUUUCCCCUAAUCGCUGCAGACCUCCAUAGGAAGGCAGAUAUACAGGUCCAUAUUGUGACCAUGUUCCCUGCAGAAGUAGGCUGAUAAUGGAAAGCAGCUACGAGAAAUCUUUUUGCAAGUCAAGAUCCAUGACAAUGUACCAGAAAGAAGAGGUAUCCAAAGAUCCUAAUCCUGAAACAGCGCCAAGAGAAAGUGGAUUCAUUGUUGGUGGAUUUCAGCAAGCAACAGACGGAUCUGUUGCAGUAUGACGAUGCAAUAAUGGCUGAAGCUAGAAGUAGUUUGAGCCAUUCUAGUCCAAAUAUGCAAUAUGACUGAGGAUGCAUCUGCACUGUAAAAAUAAUGCAGUUUGACUCCACUUUAACUGCCAUGGUCCCAUCCUACAGAAGCCUGGGAUUUUUAGUUUUCAGCACUCUUUUGUGGAGAAAUCUAAAGACCUUGUGAAACUACAAAUCUCAAGAUUACAUAGGAGCUAUAGUACUUAAAGUGGGAUCAAACUGUAUUAUUUCUACAGUGUAGAUGCACCCUGAAUCUUAAAGCAGCUAAAACACAUAAGUAGCUCUUUAGGAGCUGACUAUGUUAUAAUGUAGAUGAAAUGUAGGCGUCUAGUUUGAAUUCAGUCUUUACAGAUGUUUCUUGUUUUCAGAAAAUGUUGUGUGUGGGGAGGGAUCAGAUUCUCAUUUAUUGUAUUUUGCCUUCCUUUUAUAUAUGAAGCAUAAUCCAAAGAAAAGCCAUCAGACUAUACUGGCAUUUUAUCCUUCCAUGUGUGGGAAUGUUUUUCUUACUAAAUGAAUUAUGAAAUGACUUGAUUUUGCAUUUGUAAAACUUAUUUGAAACUAUUUAUCAAAAGCCUGGCUGUACAAGGGACUACAUGUAUAUUGCCUACACCUGAAUUUCUUUCUUUUUUAAUUCUAGCCAACAGGAAAUCUACCAACUCUUUUUUUCCUCCAACAACCUAAGGUUCAAAAGGCAGGAAUUAGACUUAAACAUUUUUCAAAACUAAAAUAUAGGAUGAUGUAGAUACACAAAUACACACAGCAUUACCCCCUUCUUCCUCCACCCCUCAAUUUUUGGGUUUUGAGUUUUGGGCUCGAUCUGCAUCAUUGCAAAGAGCAGAUUAGGCAAGUACAAUGGGCCCUUGGUAUCCAAUGGG
Molecule: messenger RNA, 1965 nt
Organism: Sceloporus undulatus (fence lizard)
Lineage: Eukaryota; Metazoa; Chordata; Lepidosauria; Squamata; Phrynosomatidae
Gene: RHOJ
Product: ras homolog family member J
Exons: 7
Coding region: 1-654 (217 amino acids)
Biological process (GO): small GTPase-mediated signal transduction
Molecular function (GO): GTPase activity; GTP binding
Source: RefSeq, a predicted model, not a curated record